AUGCAACGAUUUGCUGACAACUCCCAGCCCUCGUCAUCCUCCCUUCACGUGCACCCCCUGACCGAAGAAGGUAGCGAGCUUGGUGACCAGAUCAGCGUCAUCAGCUCCGAGAAGCAGAAGAAGGGCGGCGGCCUGACCCACCAGCUCUCCGACGUCAGCCGGUUCGCGAGCAACGGCUGGCAUAGCGAUAUCACCUUUGAGCCGGUCCCCUCGGACUAUGCCAUGCUCAAGAUCCACACGCUGCCGGCCACGGGCGGCGACACCAUGUGGGCGAGCGGCUACGAGAUUUACGAUCGGCUGUCGCCCGCCAUGCAGGUCUUCCUCGAGGGCCUCACGGCGACGCACGAUGCAAAGUUCUUCCUUGACGAGGCUGAGCGUCUGGGAAACCCUAUUCGUCAGGGCAUCCGUGGCUCGCCCCUGAACCAGGGUGCGGGCCUCAUGGCGGUGCACCCUGUCAUUCGCACGAACCCCGUCACUGGGUGGAAGUCGGUCUACGUGAACAGGGGCUUCACAAAGCGCAUCAACGGCGUGACCAAGGACGAGUCGGAUGUUCUGCUGGCGUACAUCUUCAACCUCUUGACGCAAAACCACGACGCCCAGGUGCGCUUCAAGUGGCGCAAGAACGACCUCGCCAUCUGGGACAACAGGAGCACCUGGCACUGCGCGACGUACGACUACGACGAGGCCCGAGCCGGCGACCGCGUGUGCUCUCUGGGCGAGGCCCCGUACCUAGAUGCCUCGAGCAAGGGGCGGAGGGAAGCAUUGGGCCUCUGA
Molecule: messenger RNA, 774 nt
Organism: Verticillium alfalfae VaMs.102
Lineage: Eukaryota; Fungi; Ascomycota; Sordariomycetes; Glomerellales; Plectosphaerellaceae
Product: alpha-ketoglutarate-dependent taurine dioxygenase
Exons: 2
Coding region: 1-774 (257 amino acids)
Cellular component (GO): cytoplasm
Molecular function (GO): 2-oxoglutarate-dependent dioxygenase activity
Source: RefSeq, a predicted model, not a curated record